Blepharisma stoltei is the source of this 1189-nucleotide messenger RNA. Lineage: Eukaryota; Ciliophora; Heterotrichea; Heterotrichida; Blepharismidae. The record is from the annotation of a GenBank genome assembly.
AUGAGUUUUAGUAGCUUCUCAAGCCUUCAUCAAGAUCGAAUUCUUCAAAUAUCAAGCCGUCUUGCUGCAAUUCAAACUGGUCUUGAAACUGACAACGGCUCGCGUGCUGAUCAGCUUGAACAAAAAUGCAAAGAUCUCGAGCAUCAUCUUUGGGAAUCUGAAGAGCAAAAUUCGAAAAAAUUUUCCGCACACAAAGCUCAGCUAGAUUCCAUUUUAGAUUCCUUAUCUCGCUUAAAAGAAAGCAGAAAUACUUCCUCCCUCUGGAAGUGGUUUUUCCCUACUACAAGGCUUUUCCUGUCUCAGCACCGACCACAGAUGCUCUACAGAGGUCAAGGCAAAGUGGCUAGAGUAGAAUCAGUAAAGGCAGGAGGCGAGUAAGUUUCAAACAUACACAAUUUAAAAAGCUCAGACCUUUCUCGUGCCACCGGCAACAACAGGAGAGAGGAUGACGCUAAAAUCUGAAUAAUGGGGUCGUACAGCAAGUAUCGUGAGUAGCUGAGACAUCUUGGUAGCAUCCUAGAAUUAGUUUGAUCAUUCUGAUCAAAAUUUAAAUAUAUAAAGAAAGCAGAGAAACUUAUUUUGAUUCUAAAGUCAAUGAAUUAACUAAUCUUGAACUAGCCCUUAAACGCCUGCUCAGUGAAUCUGAUCAAGAAAAAAGAGACUCAGAUAUACACAUUUGUAAUAAUUGAAAAAUUUUAUUUCAAGACCGUAAUCAUUUACUAUUAAAACUAGGCAUGAAAUUUAUAAAUUUUAAAAUACUUUUAAUUCUCAUAUCUAUACAAAGUUUCAAAAAAUAUUUGAUGAUAGGAUAAAUUCAGUUCAAGCAGAUUUAGCAAGGGAAAGUCAAUUAAGAGGAGAUUCAUUAAAAAACAUAAAGAAUUUUCUUGAUGAAAAAAUUAGUGGAAUUGAAGAAAUGAUGAAAAAUGACAAAAUUGAGCUAGGGAAGACAGAGGGUGAAUUAAAUGAAAAAAUUAAUGAAAGUGUCGGUAAAAUGCAAGAAGUGAUGGAAAAUGAGAGUAAAGCAAGGGAGGAUACUGAAGAAGCUAUGCUUGUGAUGCUCCAAGACUUGAUUGCGAAAAUUAAAAACGAGAUUGAACAAGAAAGAAAUGAAAGGGAAAACUCUGAAGAUACUUUGUUAGGACUCCUUGAAGAGACAUGUGCAAAAUUAAAUUCUUUAACGAAUAUUUAA